Lymnaea stagnalis (great pond snail) is the source of this 5909-nucleotide messenger RNA. The record is from the annotation of a GenBank genome assembly. Lineage: Eukaryota; Metazoa; Mollusca; Gastropoda; Lymnaeidae.
AUUAUUAAUUAUGAAAAAAGAAAGCAACAAAUGUUCAAUCUAAACAUUAAAAACCUUCCUACAUAUGAGAACUGUUUAACAGGACUACAUCUCCAGCACUAUAAUCAUGUCAGUCUACAUAGCAGUGCAUUUCCUGAUUGAGCAGGUCUACAAUCAUCCAAAUUUUUCUGCUAUUUUCUCAAUUACCUCAUUGCUGCUGUGGCUGUCUAUCAGGCGUCCUUAUGAUAUACCACCAAAUCCAUGGUUCAUAUUUCCUAUUAUUGGCCAUAGACCUUUGUUGAGAGGUGACCCCAUAUUGACGUUACGCCGAUUACGUAAUGAACUAGGGGAAGUGUUUAGUGUUUACAUUGAUGCUCAGCUGGUGAUUGUUGUCAAUGGACUAGCUGCCAUCAAGGAAGCUUUUAUGACAAGGGGUGAUGAGUUUCACUGGAGGCCCAGCACACGGAUUUGUGAUCUCUUUCAUUUUGGUAAUUUUAUUUUCUCACAAAUAUCAUCAUUAGUUAUAUAAGUAAUUUUAUGCUGAUAUUUGUUUAUGCUUGGAAGGCCUUAAAUUUUAGAAUGAAUUCAAUUUUAAAAUGUUCUAUAUCAUUAGGGAACAAUAAAAUAUGGCUUUUAACUGAUUUUCAGCGCUUCUUAAAAUAAACCUCAUUACAUUUUCUUAAAUUUUCUAAGACAUUUAUCUUCUUGUACACUUAUAAUAAUAUCCAUUAAAUCAUUAAUGGUAUAAACUUAAUGCCUAUUUAUUUUUAUUGAUAUAGAGAUGAGAUCAUAUAAUGUAGAAACCUCUUAAUUGUUUUACAUGUAAUUUAUAUCAUAUUUUUACAAAGCAAUACUCUUGUAUGCUAUUGUAAGCAAGCUGCAGCAAACCAGUUUAAAAAACAUUGAGUUAGUUGUCAGUAGUAGGGAAAUUAGAAAGGUAUGGAAAGGAAAUUUCUACAAAAUAAAACAAAUUUACCACUUAAUCAAAUAAACUUUAUCUUUUUAACACAAGGUGUCAUCUGCAACUCUGGGAAAGAAUGGAGAGAACAAAGAUCUGUGACAGAUGCAGGAAUCCAGCAUGUCAGUCCUAAUGUCAGCCUGCUUGUUAACAAAGAGGCUGCACAUCUCAUAAAAGCAUUGCAGCAGGAAGAGGGGAAGCCGUUUGAUGCUAAUGUAAGUAUUUAUUUUAAGUUCCAGAUGCUGUAAGUUAAAUGGCAAAACUGUGAGUUCUUGUUUUAGUCUUGUUUUACAAAAUUAUUUUUCUCUCCAUUAAUAACUGCAUUGUUCUAAUUCAACUUUUAGGUUCUUCUGCACUCAGCUGUAUUCAAUGCAAUCUCUUCGGUUAUUUUUUCGCGACGGUUGGAUUACAAGGACGUUCGCAUGGAAAAGGCCAUUGCUCGUUACAAGGAAAACCUUGAUUUGUUCUCAGACAGCAAGUUCCCAAACUUUUUUCCAUUCCAAAAGUUUCUAAUGGGUGAUUUCUUUGAUGUGAAAUUCCUGCGCAUAAAUAUGACCGAGCUCCACCAAAAGGUCAUCAACCCAGUUUUUGAGGAGCACAAGUCAGAGUAUGCUGAUGAUAACAUAGUAGAUUUCCUAGAUGUUUACCUGAGGGAGAUGAAGGCAUACAAAGGUGUAGAAAAGACAACAGUUGAAGGUGAGGAAGGUUUCUGUACACACAUAGAGCUGGGACUUGAUCUGGCUAAAUUUUAUCAAAAGCAGACUUCAAAUGUUAUUCAAAACUCAAAUAUAUCUUUAAUGAGGUACCUUUAAUGACAUUCCAAAAAUGUGUACCGUAAUGCUCAUUUAAAUUUUUUAACCACUUCAUUACUGCAGGGUCUUGGGCAUCGAUUUUUGCUGACUCUGCAACAAAAAACUUAAAAGAUGAAAUUUUCUGUAUAUUUCAUUCUCUAUCUGAUUCGCUUUUUAACUUCACUAUAGAUUAACGAAUAAGGAAAUAUAUAGCAUUGAAAUUUGACGUCGACGUGACGUCCUUUGGUAUUUCAGAAAAGUUCUUAAAUUUCUGUUAUGAUGACGAUGUGAUGUCCUUGGUAAUUGAAAGUGUGUGACCGUGUCGUCGCGUCACAGUGACGUCGCGUCGACGUCAUCGGUAAUGAAGAGGUUAAUAAGAUUUUUAUCUUAAUUAAUAUUGGUUUUUACAAAAAUAUUUAAAAACCAAAUUUUACAAAAAUAUUUAAAAACCAAACUUUAACUAACAAUAUUUUAAUCUUGUUUAAAUUAAUGUCCAUUGCAAAAUCAUAUAUUAUGAAUUUAUCUGAUCCAUAAGCUACAGAUUGUAACCAUUUCUUUGACUUCAGCUUUGUUUAAUUAAACAGAAAAAUGUUAAUGUAUUUUUAUACUAAAUGCUAGGUUGUAUGUCUGUUGUGUUUCUGAACUAUUUAAUCUCAUUUAUUUUAUUUGAUCACUACAAUAUAUUUCUGGUUAGAUCCAUUAUCUUUCAUAGUCUGUUAUUUAAAAUAAUUUCUUGCAUUUCAUAUGUGCAUUUAAUUUAUGCAUCUCCUAACCCUAAUGAUUGAUGGACAUUAUAAGCACCCUAAGCUUAAAGGCAUAAUAACGUUUUAAAAUUUUUCGGAAUAACAGUUUGAAUACUGUGUAAUGAUGGAGGGUUGGUGAUCUUAGAACAGGUGGAUAAUACAAUGUGAUUUAAUCUUUUAGAGAGAAGUUGCCAGGCUGUACUAUACGACUUAUUAUGGCAUGGAACUGUUACCACAGGGGCAACCCUUUACUGGGCACUGGUCUUUCUUAUAAGAAAUCCCUCAGUUGCUGAAAAAGUUCGUGAACAUCUUGAUAAUACACUUGCACAAUCAGGUAUUGACUUAUGAACGUUUACUUACCUUACUUUUUUAAUUUAUAGGUCUCAAAGUCCUUUUUAAUUCUAGCAGCACAAUGUUAAAUUUCAAAGUAUUGAUUAUGACCAAAUUUUAAAUGUUCAUGGUGAUAAUAACAUUCAAAUAUUUCUGGGACUAAGCAAAAGCUAAGUGUCUCUUUCAAAUGGGCUAAGUAACUUUUUUUUGUGUUAUUGCAGAAAUCAGUGCUGAGCCAGGAGAAGAUGGACUCAAAUUAAAGUCUGAACUACCUACAUACUUCAAGGCAUUCAUUCAUGAAGUUCAGCGUUGUGCUAACAUAUGUCCAAUAUCCAUGGCUCAUGCUGUAGCUAAAGAGAAAUUUCUUAAAGGAUACAGGUAGGACCAAAUGGCAUUCUUUACGUAACCACAUGCAAUAUUUGUAAAAAAAACAAUUUAUUCUUGCAUUUCUUAAUGUCAACUGGAAAACUGUGCUUUAAUUGUUCACAUAUAAUUACAAAUGGGUGCUGGGUGGCCAAGUGGUCUUCACUGAGCAAAUCUCAAGUUGAUGGUCUGGAGUUCAAUUCCUACCAAAUCCCAGUCAAGCAAAACCAUCACCAGCACCCCGGGAGGAUGGGACUUGUUAACCCUGGAUGGAAACUCAUCUAAGAGAAGGAAACUCUGAAUUCAAACCCAGGGAUGGAGUCCCGUAGGCCUAUAACUUUGGUACAAUGAAACAUUCCGGCAACUCCUGCGACACCACUGGUGCCAAGCUUUAUCAUCCACAUGUUGUACCAUUGGUUUAUCUGUUUAUGUUUCUUCGAUUAUGUGUGUGUUGUUAAAAUAUUAUUUGAUUCAUUAUUUUUAAAUCUCUUAGAGACAGAUUUUCAGAUUUCUGUUUUUAAUUAUUCAGGCAGUUUUUGUAUCAGUAAGUUUAAUGUAGAUGUUUUCUGCUGUAGAAUUCCUGGCGAUGCUGUCAUCUUGCCAAACCUUGACUCACUCAUGAUGGAUGAAGAUAUCUGGGGGGAUCCGCAUGUCUUCAGACCUGACAGGUUUAUUAACUCCGAUGGCAAGCUGUUAUUACCUCAUGAGUUUAUUCCAUUUUUCCUAGGUAAGUCGUUGAUGUCUGUGAAUGAAAUUUACCUUUUCCAUUUGAAAAACAUAAAUGUUCUAGUAAUUGUAUUAGAACCAUGUCAUUGACAGAUGGCAUGAUUUCAUAACCAACAUUAAGGAAAAACAACCAUUAUAUUUAGUGUUUGAUGCCUUAAGAAAUUUGUAUAAGUUAGUAUUUAUAACGGAUUGAUAAUAGCAAUGGUAACAGUUGAAUUGCUUACUAGAGUAAUGGAAAAGUUUUUAAGUAUUCUAUUGACAGUGGUGUAAUGAUACUUUUUGAAAUGAUCAGGUUUAUUAUUAAUUAGGAAAUGAAUGUCUAUAAAUUAUUUAGAUGUAUAUCUCACUUUAUGUUUAGAAAAUCAUGUGAAAACAUUAAAAAAAUGUAUUUCAGGCAUCAGGAGCUGUCCAGGUUCCAUUAUCGCAGAGAUCAUCUUAUCAACAUUCUUAGCGCAUCUCAUUGUCAGUUUUGAACUUCACCCUGAAGUCCCUGGUGUGCUGCCGUCUGUUCAGAGGAAAAGAGGUUUAAUCCCCUAUCCUCCAGAUUUCAAAAUAAAAUGUGUCUCUCGUAAAUGAAACGAUUAUGCUCAAUAAGAAUUUUUAAUCACACAUUGAAAUAUGGGAACAAAAGUAUUUUCACAGAAUAUUGCUGAGUAUGAGAAGAAAAGAAAUGAUUGUCACUGAUAUUGCUUGUCUGUGUCUGCAUAUAUUUUUAUUUUUCAAUGUUAACUGGAGAAGAAAAAAAUAUUAGUUUAGCCAGGUGUUGCUCAAUGUUAAAUGGACAAUUGUUGGUAUAAAUUUUAAAAAAUUGUCAUUGUUUGAAUGUUAAAUGCGUGUUAAAUUUCUAUAAUUUCGUUUUCAUAAUUGGGCUUGAAUGUUUAAAUGGUUAAAUAAGCCGAAUGUAGUAAAUUAACAAGGCUUUUUGGCAGUUACACUCUUGAACUUUUAGAGUUUAUUUGGGUGGAGAAAUGCACAAAUUUAAAUCUUGGUAUCUGUUGUAGCUAAAGUUAUGAAAGUGAAAUGAUAAUAUCAUAAAUGAGGCAUCUUAUUCUAAAUCAUUGAUUCCAAUAUUAUGCAAUCCUGAAAUGUUGGGAUUUGAUUAUUUGUAAGAGAUUUCAACUGCUGAAUCAUUUUAAAAACAAAUCUUUUGGUGUUAUGGAAACAUGGUUCUUAGAUCAAAUCCCCCCAAUUAUAUUUUGUGUAAUGACUUUUAAUUUUAUAUUUAUGAAAGGUUAUGAAAAUCAAAAUAUACUGUGCCAGUAUUGGACUGUUUGAUUUAUUGGGUUAGUGAGCAUUUUUAAAACAUAUGUAUCAAGGCUAACACGAUAAGACUGAGUAGUAUGAGUACUAAACUAGCACCACCAUAGCUGAAGCCAAAGGGAUGACUUAUAGUACAUGUUACUGGUGCUGUAACUAUAUUACCUCACACUAUCAUGCACUGAUAAAAGCAGGGUCGUAAACCUUGUUUUACUAAGAGCACCAUGUCCAUUUUUUCAUUUAGUAUAACUAAGACAAAGGAGAAGAAAUUUUUCCUUCCCCCCAACCAUUUUGAUAACUGUCCUGGUUUUAUUUCUAAUAUUUUGUUAUCUGAUGUGGCUCUGUUAAAAUGGUCUUAAAUUUGAUUAACUCCUCUUGAGGCGGCUGGACAGAUCUAUAGACCCAGGGUCGAAUGGCGAAAAAGACGAAAGGCAAAUCCUUCUGCCCACUGUCUGAUAUAAAAAAUUUUUUUUUACCUAGUGACCCCUAUAUAUGCUUGAAAAAUGUGUGACCCUGAAAUAUGCCAAAAGGCAUAAGGAGAUGCACUGGAAUAUUUUAUGCAGUUUGUCACAUUGUAUCUUAUGCAAAUGAUUGUUAGGACUUAUUUAGGCUUCAACAAUCUGAAAACUCAACAAAGUUCUGAAAGUAAGACAUGUUUAUCCUGAGUGUAAACUUAAUUGCACACAUAAAUUAUGCUUAUCUGGCUACCUCAUUUGCAUAAAUUUUGAGAUUUAUAAAGAUCAUAUUAUUUCAUUCAAUGCC